Cooperia oncophora is the source of this 1314-nucleotide messenger RNA. The record is from the annotation of a GenBank genome assembly. NCBI's taxonomy places the organism in Eukaryota, Metazoa, Nematoda, Chromadorea, Rhabditida, Trichostrongylidae.
CUCCCCCAACUUGCGAAUUUAGUAAAAUAUUCCAGGGCUUUCAUCAAUUAUGACGACCUCUACGUUACCACACUAGCAGCUCGUCAUGGUGGAUGUGUCUUGAGUGGCGACAAAUUCAAGGAUAUCUUGGCGCAACCAACGUACAGCGAAUUUCAUUCCGUCAUCCUCAAUAGAACAUUGGACAUCAAGUUUCGAUUUCUGCCACAUGAUGUCGUACAUCACGGGGUCGAUGUCUUCUAUAAGGCCCUCCCGGAACUGUUCAUAUAUGAGGAUAUGACCAUACGAGCAUCGGUGAUCGCCCAGAAAAUAUUCGCCAGUCCAGAUGAUCCGGAGUUUUCCAAAGUGUCACUCCGUCGUGAAUCAUGGAGUGAAAAACGAAAGGAGGAGCGGAUCAGUGCCAUAGACGACAUGAUGGCAGAGUUAUGUGAACGGAACGCUAUUCGUCCAUUGGCACUGGAAAAUUUGCCUGGUUAUCAAAUGGAACCAUACGGUGGAUUCUGUGAGGGAAUCGACGACGUCUUUGGUGACACUAACACGCUUAACUCGAGCGAGUUCGAUUCGAGGAGCAAUGGCACGAUUAUGGACGAUCUAUGGAUAGACCCCAUGCCUCCGACGAGUGAUCAGAAAGAAGCCACUGACUUUUCGCUGAUUGAUUUCUCCGAUAGUUUCAACCCCUUCCCCAGCCAAGCCUAUCCCAGAGAGCCUAUGGAGCCGCCGUUAGAUCCAUUCGAUGUACUCCAGACUACCAGCAGUCAAAACAGUUGGGAGAGUUAUCGAUGCGACGACGGCAGCACCAAUCAAAAAUGUUUAAUGGAUGAAGAGAAUGGUCAGCUGAAGAACGCCUAUAGUCAAGAAGACGUUCUUCAGGAGAUUGUAGCCCAUAUCGACACACUGAUUACGACAAGAGAUCGCCUUUCUCGUAGGGAUCCCAUUCCUGAACAACAGCGUUCCAUGGAGGAACUGAUCUCGUUCUUUGAAGAUCCCCCACCGAGUGAGCCCAUCCUCAGUGGCGAUUCCUCUGAUGAACAGAAUAGUACAGAAGGGUUACAAUCACGGACUGAUAUUAAUGUGACGGAAGGUUUCUGCGUUGGCCCACAAAGGCCAACAAAUCAUGCAUUUUCAGAAGAAGAAAUUAGCUACAACCCCAUUCCUCAUGAUGAAGACGUCGACUUGAAGAAGGCCGUCAUCGAUUCCCAAAUAGAAACCGUCUUGUCGUCGAUCUUCCCGGCUGACAUUGUCCAACAAGUACUCGCCGUGAAUGCCAGCCGGAAUGUCGAUUUCCUAGCCGAUCAAUGCGCUGAAAUGUGCGUGUAA